Drosophila kikkawai is the source of this 3085-nucleotide messenger RNA. It is a transcript of the gene tth, whose product is annotated as toothrin. Lineage: Eukaryota; Metazoa; Arthropoda; Insecta; Diptera; Drosophilidae. The record is from RefSeq and is a predicted model, not a curated record.
ACCAUCGACGCGGUCACACUGGAAACGCAGCGCAAUCGACGUUAACAUUAAACAAUUGGCAAUUAAACAAUUGGAAAUUCCGGCAGGAGAUCGCGCUGCCGCCUCCAUUCCGCCCCCCGCCACGCCCUCAGCCGCUGGCGCAGCUACCGCCACGCCCCCACCUUGCCAGCGAGAACCGUGUGUGUGCGUGUGUGCGAGAGUGUGUGAAGAAAAAGCGGAGCAAGAGGAAAGAAAAAAAAACAGGGAGCGAAAAGAGAGAUAAGAAAUCCGAGAGGCGGACACACUGAAAAAAAAAUAAACUCGGAAAGCGAGUGAUCCGAUCCGCGGACGGGGAGCAGGAGGAAGUCGCAGCGCUCUGCGGGAUGGACUAGCGCCGGCCGAGGUUAGCAGCCACUUGCAGCAGCAGCAGCAGCAGUAGGACCACCAACAGAAUCCACCACCAUGUCGUCCGCCGUCAACAUCCAGAUCGUCUCCAUGCCGAACCUGGCCAAGAUCGAGAGCUUCCUGAAGGACGUCAGCUACCGGGAGACUAUCGAGUACAGCGCCAACUUCAACACCCGCCUGUGCAUCGAGCGGCGGCUGCGUCUACCCUUUCUCGAUCCGCAGACGGGCGUAGCGCAGAGCCACUCGCAGCUGUUUCUGGACAAGCGUCAGCGAAUGCCCGGCUUCCGUCAAGGUCAGAUCUACACGUAUCCAGCGGCCCGAUGGCGCAAGAGUCGCCGCCAGUACUUGAGCAAGAUGUACAGUCGAUUUCCCGAACGACCAUUUCAGGCGCUGCGCAAGGAGCACGAGGCUCUGGUGGCCAGCGGUGUCAACCUGGGCCUGAGCAACCUGACCAGCGCCGGCGGAGUAUCCAUGCCCAACAGCAACAGCCUGGGCAUGAGCUCAUCGCUGACGCUCAACAUGCUAACCGGCGGCGGAGCAGCGCCGGCGGUUCUCGGUUCGCUGCAUAGCGACACUGCCCACGACUUCAAUGGGGCCUUUAGCCUGGAGGAGUCCAGCUCACUGGGCGCCGCCGGCGGUGAUACCUCCGACAGCAAAGACAGCCAGCAGCAACAGCAUCAUCAGCAGCAGCAGCAGCAGCAGACCGUCAAGGAGGAGCAUCUGCCCAAGGAGUGGUUUUACGAUGACAUGGACAUGAACGAUGUGGACUCUCUGGAGGAGCCCAAGUCGCCGGCAGACGAUGAAUAUGACUACGAUCCGCGGUACGGCAACAAGAAGCGGCGCAAAAAGCGGCCGGGCAAACGUGGAGGCGACUCUGGCGGCGGUGGCGGCGGCGGUGGUGGUGGUGCUGGCGGUGGCGGCGGCGGAGGUGGUGGUUCCAGCUCACGCAGACGCAGUGCCGCGGCCAGGUCGCGCAUCACAACGACAGAUGCGGCGCUGGACGCCUCGCUUGAGGCCAUCGAGUCCGGCGAGAGUGUCCCGGGCAGCAAUGGAGCUUCGCUCACUGGCGGUGGUGGCGGCAUCCUCAGCAGCAGCUUGGGCCCCGGCGCAGGGGCAGGAAGUUCGGGAUCAGCAGGCGUGGGAGGAGUAGGAGCUGGUGGAGCAGCAGGCGGAGGAACCGCCGGAUCUUCGGCCAGCAGCCGGCGAUCCCGGGGUGCGGGAACACGAGGCAGGCGGCGAGCCAAGGGAGCUGCCGGCGGUGAUCCGCCGAGUCCCGGCAUGGUCAUUGAGCCUCCAUCCUUCGAAAGCGCCGCUGCUGCGGUGGGCGUGGUCGAAGACGCGAACGCCCAUCUGCGCAACUAUCGCAAGUAUCUGUAACCGCUCGGGCGAACAGCAACCUAAUUGGACCCCAAAAAAAACCUUUGUUUUCGCAUUGUUUUCUCGCCUCUGUACGUUUCGCGCCUAAUUUAAAGCUAGUUUCUAAGCUUUAGUUGAUUACUGUUGGCCUUACGACCCUUCUCUCCUUUAAAAAACAAAGUGAAAAGUGUGAAAAUUAUAUAGAAUUGUGGACCAGAGGCGCAGAAACAGGACUAGGCCUUGGCAAAGACCUUGUAAUAGCAAGAUGCAUAAUGCCCAUACAUUUCCAGAGGGCCAUUCCGAAAAAUUUAAGUGCAACAAAAGUGUAUGGCGUUACUCAUCUUGUUAUUGUAAGGUCUUUGGCCUUGGCCCAUGCACAUUUUCCAUGUUUUUGUCACUCUUAACUUUACGCACCCAUAGCCAAUUGAUUGUUGUUUUUUUUUUUUAACCAUAUAAGAUGAACGUCAAAUUUUCUAAAGUGAACUUUUUUAUAUUCUUUUUAAUUUUUAUUUUAGCUUUUUCAUAUUUAUUUGGAGAUUUCAAGAUUUUAUAUAUAGGAAGUCCGUUUAAAAUUUUAUUUGACGAUUUUCUAAAUAUUUUUUAUGAAAACCAAGAAAUAAUCCUAAUUUAUCACAAUAGAUUAUAUUUAAAAUCUCAAAAACCCUAUGGAAAAGUUCACUUUAGAAAAGCUACCGUUGGUCAUAACAUAACAAUUAUAUUAUAUAUAUAUAUGAGUGUACAGGCAUAUAUAUAUAUACAUAUAUAUAAACAUAUUUAUAUGCAUUAUAUUAGCGACUCUACUUAAGAGCCAGGACCCUCUUACGGGCUCUGGCAUUCCACCUAAUCGCAAUCUCUCGGUUUCUGUCUGACGCUGCGCAAGAAAAAAAAAAGAAGAUAUAUAUACGAGGUCCCCCUCCCCCUUUAUUCAAUUAUAUUAUUUUUAUGAUUAUAUGUGUAUCCAAAUUUUAGUUAAAAACAAUCGAAACAAUUCAACAAAUUGUAAUCUAAUUUAGGCAAGUGCGUGGUAGGGUAUCUCUAGCAUAUAGAAGAAGCUAACAAAACACUUUCGUAAAACCAAAAUUUUUUCUCUAGGAUCGUAAUAAUUCGUAAGUUAAGCUGAGCUGAAAAAAACAAACAAAUUUUAACAACCAAAAUGAAAAAAAAGAGAGCGAAAAGCUACUAAUAAAACCAAGAUCAAAGCAAAAAUUGUGUACAUUUCGUGAAAUCAAAGUCCACAAAAUUUUAAUAAAAGCAAAAUAGAAAAAAAAGAUUAGAAAAGAAAAUUUACUAGAAAACAAAACGGAAAUAGGUUUCUAAGACGUUUUAAUAUAUUUUGUAAUAACAA